AUGCCAGUGAAAAGAGUUGCCGUGAUUGGAGCUGGGGUCAGUGGUCUAGGUGCCAUUAAGUGCUGUUUAGAAGAAGGACUAGAACCUACCUGCUUUGAAGGAAGCAAUGACAUUGGGGGACUCUGGAGAUAUGAGGAAAAAUCAGAAGCAGGGAGACCCAGUGUCUACAGAUCUCUGACCUGCAAUACUUCUAAGGAGAUGACAGCCUAUAGUGAUUACCCUUUUCCUGAUGAUUAUCCCAACUACAUGCACAAUUCCAAAAUGAUGGAGUACUUACGAAUGUACGUCAAACAUUUUGAACUUCUGAAGCAUAUUCGCUUCCUGUCAAAGGUGUGCAGUGUGAGGAAGCGCUCUGAUUUCUCCUCCACUGGCCAGUGGGAUGUUGUGGUAGAUACUGAUGGGAAGCAGGAAUGCUACAUCUUUGAUGGGAUCAUGGUUUGCAAUGGCCAUUAUACUUACCCGAAUUUGCCCCUAAAAGACUUUCCAGGAAUCAAGAAGUUUAAAGGACCCUACUUCCACACCUGGGAGUAUAAGAAUCCAGAGAAAUUUAUAGGGAAAAGAAUCGUUGUGAUUGGCAUUGGGAAUUCUGGAGCUGACGUGGCUUGCGAGCUCAGUCAUAUGGCCAAACAGGUGUUCCUCAGUACAAGGCGAGGUGCUUGGAUAUGGAACCGUGUUUGGGAUAAUGGGAAGCCCAUAGACACUGUACUCUUCACACGCCUUUAUAACUACCUCAAUAAGUGGCUAACAACCUCCAUGAUCAACAACUGGGCAGAGAAUAAACUCAAUUCCAGGUUUAAUCACAUGGAUUUUGGUCUUCAGCCUCAGCACAGAUUUCUGAGUCAUCAACCUACUUUCAGCGAUGAUCUACCCAACCACAUCAUUUCUGGGAAAGUGCUAGUGAAACCAAAUGUGAUCGAAUUCACUGAAAGCACGGCAAUAUUUGAAGAUGGUACUGAAGAGGAGAUUGACGUUGUAAUUUUUGCCACAGGAUAUACAUUUGAUUCCUCUUUCUUGGAAGACAACUUGAAAAAUAUUGACAGUCAGAACUCCACGUAUAAGUUUGUAUUUCCACCUUUUCUUGAGAAGUCUACACUAGCUUUUAUUGGUAUCCUCCAACCAGUGGGAGCCACCAUUCCUACAUCAGAAAUCCAAAGCCGUUGGGCUGUACGCAUAUUCAAGGGACUGAACAAAUUACCUUCACAGAAAGAUAUGAUGGCAGACAUUAAACGGACCAGAGCCAAACUGGACAAACAGUAUCUGCCAAGCCAACGUGAUGCUAGUCGAGUAACGUAUAUUCAGUACAUGGAUGAAAUUGCUUCUGAAAUUGAUGUCAAACCUAAUGUGUUCUCUCUCUUUCUCCGAGAUCCCAAGCUGGCCUUAGAAGUUUUCUUUGGUCCUUGCACCCCAUACCAGUACCGCCUUCAGGGGCCUGGGAAAUGGGCUGGGGCCAGGACAGCCAUCCUCACUCAAAGGGAACGAAUUAUCAAGCCCAUGAGGACUCGAGUCCUCAACUGUCACCAGCCUCCAUCCUUUAAGUUGUCUUGGCUGUUAGGAGCCUUCCUUAGUCUAGCUCUAUUUAUCUUUAUUUUUGUAAUGAAUAGAUAA
Molecule: messenger RNA, 1605 nt
Organism: Trichosurus vulpecula (common brushtail)
Lineage: Eukaryota; Metazoa; Chordata; Mammalia; Diprotodontia; Phalangeridae
Product: flavin-containing monooxygenase 5-like
Exons: 8
Coding region: 1-1605 (534 amino acids)
Molecular function (GO): flavin adenine dinucleotide binding; N,N-dimethylaniline monooxygenase activity; NADP binding
Source: RefSeq, a predicted model, not a curated record